Syzygium oleosum is the source of this 1362-nucleotide messenger RNA. Its product is annotated as PLASMODESMATA CALLOSE-BINDING PROTEIN 3-like. The record is from RefSeq and is a predicted model, not a curated record. NCBI's taxonomy places the organism in Eukaryota, Viridiplantae, Streptophyta, Magnoliopsida, Myrtales, Myrtaceae. The transcript has 4 exons. The coding region runs from base 340 to 933 and encodes 197 amino acids.
AAGGUUUGGGCUUGCUCCAAUGUCGGUUCACCAGCCCCGACUGUGUCAGUGCCACCCGCCUCACCAGAAUUAUAAUGGUGGCGUAUGUAUGGUACUGAUGACGAAGGCUAUAGUUAAAUACAUUCUGGGGACACAUAAAAGGUCUGAAAGGAGAUGCAGACGCUACCCACCAUAGCAGCCACUCACCAUCACUCUCAUAUUCUUGUCUAGAACUCUCUCUCUCUCUCUCUCUCUCUCUCUCUCAAGCAUCCUACAGAGACUCAGACACCGCCAUCUUCACAUAAUCAGGCUCAUCCAGGGCUCUCUCAAUCUGAUUGUUGCCGGUCCAGCAACCAGGAAAUGGCUUUCUUAGCGUUUCUGAUACUUCUCUUGGCCAUGGCCGGCUGUUCAAGUGCAACAUACUGUAUCUGCAAAGACGGGGUGAGCGAUUCAGCUUUGCAAAAGACCCUGGACUACGCUUGUGGAGCUGGUGCUGAUUGCAGUCCAAUCCUCCAAACCGGGGCUUGUUACAACCCAAACACUCUCAAGGAUCAUUGCAACUAUGCUGUGAACAGCUACUUCCAGAAGAAAGGCGAAGUCACCGGUAGCUGUGACUUCUCUGGGACUGCCACCACCGCAACCUCUGUUCCCAACCAAUCUUCUGGGUGUGUGUAUCCCUCAAGUGCCAGUUCUGCGAGUACCACACCGACCACCACUCCUACCACAAGCACUUCACCGACAACCUCCACCACCCCAACCACCUCCACCACGCCCACCACCACCACCACCACCACCCCGAGCACCACCCCGGUGUUCAACAGCGGCGCGGGACUGGGUCCUAGCAGCAUCACCGACGCCAAUGACGCUGCCAUGUCCAUCCAAAGAGCAGGCACGGUCCUUGUUGCCCUUGCCACCACCUUCUGGUUUUCACUCUCGUUGGUGUUGUGGGCCUGAAGGUCCACCGAAGAUGUAAAAACAUAAAAAGAGAGGAGGGAGGACAACCUUUGGGGUUUGAUCUGCGGAGGAGAUUCGCCAGGACUACUGCUGCCAUGAGAAUGGCAAUAUCUUUUGGUAUUUGGGGAAUCAUAUCAUCGAGGGCCAGACCCCACUAGGGUUUUCUUGUCGUUUACCUCCCUGUGUGAUGAUAAAAAAAAGAAGGAAGUUUGGGAAUUUGAUUCCUGUUUUUCUUGUGAGUGGUGGUGACGUGACCACCGGUGGGGGCAGAAGAGCUGAUCUUUUUCUUCUUAGUAGAGAUUUAUUAUUGCUGUAUAUUUAGGAGGGAGGGAGGAGUAGUAGUAUUUUUUUGUAUGUAAUAAUGUGUAACUGGUGGUGCUACUACUGUGCUCUUUUUUCCAUGUGUCUUGAUAAGUUCCUUGCCGUUUA